Trichomycterus rosablanca is the source of this 1547-nucleotide messenger RNA. RefSeq names its product coiled-coil-helix-coiled-coil-helix domain-containing protein 5. Gene Ontology annotation, biological process: cellular respiration. The transcript has 4 exons. Bases 51 to 371 code for a protein of 106 amino acids. The record is from RefSeq and is a predicted model, not a curated record. Gene Ontology annotation, cellular component: mitochondrial intermembrane space. Lineage: Eukaryota; Metazoa; Chordata; Actinopteri; Siluriformes; Trichomycteridae.
UACACCAUUCAACCUUCAUAAGUGCUGGUCUUAAACUGACUGUGUUAAACAUGCAGGCAGCAAUGGACAUUACCGCCAAAUUUUGCCCAAAGGAAAUGGAGGAGUAUGGUGCAUGUGUGUCCUCCAAUCCAUCAACAUGGCAAGAACACUGUCAUCACCUAAAAGUGAAGGUGGCGCAGUGCACCUCCUCUCAUCCGGUGAUCAGGAAGAUCCGAGCAGACUGUGCCGGGGAGUUUGCAGAGUUUGAACGCUGCCUGCGAGAGAACCAGGCCUCGUCUCAGACGUGUUCAUCACACGUUGUACGCUUUCUGACCUGUGCCAACGCUGUCGACAUUACAGGAUUAACAAAUCCAGCGCCUCAGCCAACAUGAAACAUGACCUGCCAUCAGAACUCUGCACAAGCCAACGGACCUUUAUGGCUUCAUUCGAUCACAGAAAGAAGUGAACUGCUGCAUUGUACAGAAACAGGACACGGCAACGUUAAAUGUUUGCUCACCUCAUAUUUCAAUUUGUAUUUGGAAUGAACUGUGGACUGUAUGAACACUCUAAUACGUUUGGACACCUGUGGUCAAAUUUCAUGAAAAUAAGUUAGCACAUCGUCUACAGUUCAUAUUGUGAAAGAAAUAUUUUAUUUUAUUUUACCACUGCAUUAUGCUGCUCAGGGUCACGGUGGGUCAGUCAGAUAAUCAUGUCUGUAUGUAGACGCUUAGUCAGCCGAUGACACAUUUACAUUAGGGGCAUUUAGCAGACGCUUUUAUCUAAAUCAACUUAAAAUUAUUACAUUUUGAGCAAUUGAGGGUUAGGGGCCCAACAGUGGCAACUUGUGUAUUGACAGGACAGGACCUCAUUGGCAACUUAAACCAGCAACCUUCUGAUUACUAGUCCAGUACCUUAACCGCCGAGUUACCACUGCUCUAGGGGGUGGCACGGUGGCUCGGUGGGUAGCACUGUCGCCUCACAGCAAGAAGGUCCUGGGUUCAAUCCCCAGGUGGGGCGGUCUGGGUCCUUUCUGUGUGGAGUUUGCAUGUUCUCCCCGUGUCUGCGUGGGUUUUCUCCAGGAGCUCCGGUUUUCUCCCACAAUCCAAAGACAUGCAAGUGAGGUGAAUUGGAGACACUAAAUUGUCCAUGACUGUGUUUGAUAUAAUCUUGUGCACUGAUGAACCUUGUGUAAUGAGUAACUACUGUUCCUGUCAUGAAUGUAACCAAAGUGUGAAACAUGACGUUAAAAAUCCAAAUAAACAAACAAACCACUGCUCUAGGGAUUUAAAUCCUGGAUCCCAUUGGUAUUGGGCUAGUGUAAUUUACCUCUGUGCCACCUAAACAUCAGUGAAAUAAAGAUAUAUAUUUUUUAAAAGUCAAUAGAUCUGGCAAAUCUAAUUGUUUAUUUCAGUAUGUUUCCUCAAUUUUGCAAAUAAAUGAAAAUUGUCUAGUACAAUUACCCAAACAAAAGCUUUAUUUAGGUUUGUUACCAGCAAAGGAUGUGUUAACUUAUUGGAAUACAUAUUGGAAUUUGACCAGGAGUGUUCGAACUUGUGGAUAAGUGGAAA